UUUCAUACUCGUUUUAUUUAUUUGCUUUUAAAUUCUUUGCCUUAUCAUACUUACUUUUAGUUAUUUUUCAGUGGUUAUUAGAUCCGUAAUGAAGGAACGUAUAUGCCAUAUAAGAGCCAUACUGUCCGACUUGAAGAAUGACGCGAGGUUGAGUGAAGAAACCGGGGAUUGGAGCAGCCAGGAAGCCGUCAAGAUGAAACUCUGCUUGGGAAAGCUAAUUCUGCUGACUAGGGCGAUGAGGGAGAAGUAUGUGGAAAGUUAUGAAUUGAGCGAACAGGACAAGAUGACAUACGCGGAAAUCUUCUCACGAUGCUACCGGCGAACAAAGCGUUUGUACUUGGAGUUGCCAUUGGGCGAGAUAGAAGGAAAGUCCAAAAUCGGCUUUCAGUUGAGCGUUGAUGCCGUUCUUUGCGAACUGGAGAAUGUUCUUAGAGAUGCCCCAACAAAGUGCUUAAGACACAUAAAUACGGAAACCGAUUUGGAUGUGAGUCCCUCGGAUGAGUUAAGUGAAUUGCGCGAAAAGUUGAUAAAUGCGGAAUUGAGGCGGGAACUAGAACUAAUUGGCCACAAUCUGAUGCUAGCAAAGGAGCGAUCUUUUGCCCACCAGGCACGCAUGGAACUGCAUGACACGGCACUAAGGCUCGUCGAGGAGCAGAAGUGCGUCAGGGCACUCAAGGAAAGCCUAUCGAAAUCUAAGCUCAAAUUAAAGAUCAUCAGCGAACAGAAUAAAGAGCUAAGGGAACACCAAUACCGAUUGCGUAAAAAGAUUGAACCAAGGGAAAGAAGUCUGCAACGAUUGAAGGUUCAAGUUACGCAAAGAAAAUGCAGAAUUUCUAAUCGAGGUCAUAGAGCCGUGAAUAAGUCAUCACGGCUAAAUCAAUCGGAGCGCGAAACUCUUAAAAAUUUAAAGUACCGCCUCAAGCUGGCUAAAGAAACUUUCGUGGAAGCCAAGACCGAAAUGUGCGAGAUCAAAAAGGAUAUAGACGAACUAUGCUUUGGGCAAGAAAGGCUGCAAUUCGGGGUAGAAGUAGGCAGAAAGUGCGCCAUUAAUUCAGAAGUUAAUCCAAUAAGACGUUUGAGAAGCAAGAGGAAACAGACUCUAAGCGUAAUCGAUAAGGUCCUGAAAGCCUUUUCCUUUUACAACCGCCUUAAAUUCCCGGAGUGCAGCGUCAAGUGGAGCCAGCUUUCAGAAUCCCUUCAAAGUAACCUUAUUAAGGUUCGACAAAGUUGGAAACGAACCAGCAUUAAGAAACUGCUACCGCCAAAAAACAAAGUGGUUAACUUAGCUCCCACUCCACAAACGAAUGCCUGCGGUUUUAAAAAUAAAUGUGUCAGCUUUUUAAAACCCCCAGUGAAGUAUCCACAGUUGCCGGAGUUUAUGUGGGACAAGAUAUACAAGCCCCAGGUAACACCCACAACCUCCAAGACGUGUAUACGUCCUGGUGUGUUAAAGGAACUGGUUAGAUCUGUGUGCCAAGAAACAGGCUGUAAGCGCUCUAACUCUUCUGUGCCAAGCCCAUGUGCACCCAACUUAUCAAUACCCAAUUCGAUGCCGAAGUACAUAGCUAGGCCAAACACUUCUGUACCAGUUAAUGGGCGCCCAUCAGUCAAUUCAGUGCUAAGUGAAUCCUUAUUACACAGAAACGAUUUAAUACCGAAGUAUCUGGGGAAAACAUUCGGUAACCGGCGGAUAAACAUGCUUCGCUGGUGCAAACGGAAGGUCAAACCCUACGGCCUGCCGAUGUACGAGUUCAGUGAAUCGUGGACCAGUGGUCGAGCCCUGUGCGCCAUUAUUCACUCCUAUCGCCCCGAUUUGAUUGAUGACAUUUAUAUUCGCAAGAAGAUGCCCAAAGAGACCUUGACAUACGGCGUGAAAAUCGCCCAAUCCCUGGGUGUUUGCAACUCCGUCGACUUCAUUGCAGAGUGCCUGAACAGGCAUCCAAACUUCGAGAAGGUCCUCGAUUUCGUAGAGGAGCUGCAAGGCUGCCUGCAAGCUCCGAUAUAAAACAAUUCUUUUUAAAUUUAUACAAUAUAUUUCAAUAAACAUUAACAAUUUUAAGAACGAAAAAA
Messenger RNA from Drosophila elegans, 2070 nucleotides. It is a transcript of the gene Actn3, whose product is annotated as cytospin-B. The record is from RefSeq and is a predicted model, not a curated record. Gene Ontology annotation, molecular function: protein binding. Lineage: Eukaryota; Metazoa; Arthropoda; Insecta; Diptera; Drosophilidae. The transcript is spliced from 2 exons. Bases 89 to 2005 code for a protein of 638 amino acids.